This is a messenger RNA of Brassica napus (rape), 1788 nucleotides long. Its product is annotated as F-box/LRR-repeat protein At3g03030-like. Gene Ontology annotation, molecular function: protein binding. The transcript is spliced from 5 exons. Lineage: Eukaryota; Viridiplantae; Streptophyta; Magnoliopsida; Brassicales; Brassicaceae. The record is from RefSeq and is a predicted model, not a curated record. Bases 163 to 1536 code for a protein of 457 amino acids.
UUUACCGACAGAACAUCCGAAACUACCCUUAACUUCCCGCACUCAUUCUCUCCCCUUCUCAAAGGGGAUGAAAGUUGCCCUAAUUUAUAGUGUCGAUAGUGCUGCAAAGGUCUUACAUUUUCAGUCUCUGUCUUGGUCUCAGUCUCUGCUACCUAGUGAAAAAUGGAUCUCUUGAGCGCUCUACCAGACGAUGUCCGUUCUCACAUACUAUCUUUCCUCACCACAAAGGAAGCCGCUCUGACCUCUGUCCUCUCCAAGAAAUGGCGUUACAUGUUCACACGUGUCCCCGUGCUCGACGUCGACGACUCUGACUUUCUCCAUCCGUGGAUCUUCAUGGCCUUUGUGGACCGCGUGUUGUCUCUCCAGGGUGACUCUCCCAUCGAGAGAUUCACCUUGAAGUGCGAAGACGGUGUUGAUCCGGAACGUGUUAACGGUUGGAUAUGCAACGCGCUGCGACGUGGCGUCUCGGAGCUUGAUCUCUCCAUUAACUUCGAGGACGAAGACUAUCUUCUCCCUCGAGAGAUGUUUGUGAGUAAAUCGCUCGUGAAGCUGAAGCUAACGAGCGAGUUUGGUCUUCAUUGGUGUACUGGACCUGACGCCACUUUCUUACCAAUGCUUAAGACUCUUCACAUUGCCUCGGAGAUGAUAAACAUGGAUUGUGAUGUCAAGAUGGAGAAGUUUCUGGCUUGCUUCCCUGUGCUUGAGGAAGCAGAGAUGACAAGCAUGGACUGGAUCGAUCCGGUUGAUACUGUGUUUAGUCCAACUCUCAAGAAGCUAACGGUUCACACCACGGGCAUGAAAACCAUUCAGAACCCAAAGAGCAUCUCUUUCGACACUCCAAGCCUGCUCUUCUUAGCUUACUCUGAUUAUGCUGCAGAGGACUAUCCACUAGUUAAACUGAACAACGUAGCAGUGGCUAGAAUCGCGCUUUCGUUGACUGAAGAUCAAACCAGGAGAAUGAGAGCGCCACGUAAGGAUUUGUCAGAAGGUGAUGUUGUUCUACAGUUUGGUAAUGCGGUCAAGCUCAUGAAUGGCUUACAAAAUGUUAAGGAGCUUCACUUGCAUCCUGAUACUCUUGAGGUGCUUUCUCAAUGCUGUGAAUCAAUGCCUGUGUUCAACAACCUCAAGAUGUUAAUCAUUACAAGUGACGAGGAUAGAGGAUGGCAAGCAAUGCCAGCUCUCCUAAGGAACUGUCCUCAGCUAGAGUUUCUACUCAUUAAGGGUCUGGUGCACCAUGUGACAAACCAAUGCGGUGACGCUUGUGACUGCAUCCACAAGAAGCACAAAGGACGUUCGCUUAAAUCGUGUCCGGUGAAAAUGUUUGUGAUCAGAGGGUUUACGGGGACGAUGAAAGAGAUUAACAUGAUAGAGCAUUUCUUGGAUUAUUUUCCUUGUUUGAAGGAGAUGAAUAUCUAUGUCGAAGAAGAUGUUCCUACGCCGCUUAAGUACGACCGUCGAUUUACUGAACGUGUCUUGGAGAUGAUAGAAGAGUUCGACUACUCGUACAAUUGCAGUGUUCAGCUCCUUUAUGAGUGAAGUGGACUGCACAACGAAGACUCUGAGAUGAUCACCAAGAGAGGAUGGAUCUUGCAGCACACUGCUAGCUCUAGGGACGUUUAUUUAGUUUUUCCUUAUGCUUGCUUAGUUUAAUGUCGACAGAAACUGCGUGAUGAUGUUUUAAAACUUGGUUUGUCUGCAUUUUGGUUCGACCAAGACGUUUAAUGGUUUGAUUUGCUCGGUUCAAGAUUUCAUAAUCGGAUUAUAAAAUGAAAUAAAAAACAUUCGGAA